Molecule: messenger RNA, 1896 nt
Organism: Lodderomyces oxycetoniae
Lineage: Eukaryota; Fungi; Ascomycota; Pichiomycetes; Serinales; Debaryomycetaceae
Product: rRNA (cytosine-C5-)-methyltransferase
Exons: 1
Coding region: 1-1896 (631 amino acids)
Biological process (GO): maturation of LSU-rRNA; rRNA base methylation
Cellular component (GO): nucleolus
Molecular function (GO): rRNA (cytosine-C5-)-methyltransferase activity; RNA binding
Source: RefSeq, a predicted model, not a curated record
AUGGGAAGAAAGGCCAGGAACAAACAGGGAGCUCCACCAACCUAUGACGAGUUCAAAGCUCUGAAGGAGGAUAAGAAGAAGAAAAGCUUCAAGAGUAAACAAUCUUUAGAGGAUUCUAAAACUAGUACCAAGUUGAAGCGGAAGAAUAGCCAAAAUGAAGUGGAUCAUCUGAAGCCUUAUAAGAAAUCCAAUUUUCAAAAGGCUCGAGUUACGGAAGAUGACGAGUUACCCGCAGUAGACUUUGAAGAGUUGGCUUCUGCGAGAAAGUCAUUAUUUGAUGAUUCUGACGAAGAUGUAGAGCCUGGUGAGUUGGAAGAGUUGGAAGAUGAUGAGUUUGAUAUAGAUGGUUUGGAAAAAAGCGGCAGUGAUUUGGACUCGGAUGAGGAAGAUCGAAUAAAACCCAUAUUUUCAGACGAUGAAAAUAACGUUGAUGACGACGACGACGACGACGACGAUGGGGAAGAAGAUUUGGAAGGAUUAAAUGCACGGAAUAUGGAACUCUUUUCUAAACAAUUGGAUGAAGAAAAUGAGCUCGAAGCUGAAGAGGCACAAAAGGAACUUUUGGAGGAAGGCACAGUGCAGCCGAGGGCGAAGGUGUUACCCACUGAAGCAGAAGAAGAAGAGAUUGCAAAGGGACCACCAGAUGUAACAAUGGUAAGAACGAGAAUGUUGGAGAUUGUAAAAGUUUUGGAAAAUUUCAAGUCAUUGGCUGAAGAAGGAAAAUCAAGAGCAGAGUACAUAUCUCGGUUACUCAAAGACAUUUGUGAAUAUUUUGGGUAUUCUGAAUUCUUAGCCGAUAAGUUGUUCAACUUAUUUUCUCCUUCAGAGGCAAUGGAAUUUUUUGAGGCAAACGAAAUAGCAAGACCUAUUACAAUAAGGACAAAUACUCUCAAAACCAGGAGACGCGACUUGGCUCAGAGCUUGGUGAACCGAGGAGUCAAUUUGCAGCCUAUAGGUUCUUGGACUAAAGUUGGACUUCAAAUUUUUGAUUCACAAGUGCCAAUUGGAGCUACACCAGAAUAUUUAGCAGGACACUAUAUUAUACAGGCCGCAUCCUCCUUUUUACCCGUGAUAGCUUUAGAUCCACAAGAGAAUGAACGUAUUUUAGAUAUGGCCGCGGCACCUGGUGGGAAAACCACUUACAUAUCAGCAUUGAUGAAAAACACCGGGUGUAUAUUUGCCAAUGAUGCUAACAAAGCUCGUACCAAAUCUUUGAUAGCAAAUAUCCAUCGUUUAGGCUGUAAAAACACUAUUGUUUGUAACUAUGAUGCAAGAGAGUUUCCAAAAGUGAUUGGAGGUUUUGACAGAAUACUUUUGGACGCUCCUUGCUCGGGGACAGGUGUUAUAGCGAAAGAUGAGAGUGUUAAGAUUAGCAGAACUGAAAAAGACUUUAUACAAAUCCCUCACUUGCAGAAACAGUUGUUGUUGUCUGCCAUUGAUUCUGUUGAUGCAGAUUCCCGUACUGGGGGGGUAAUUGUCUAUUCCACUUGUUCGGUUGCUGUGGAAGAGAAUGAGGCUGUAGUAGACUAUGCAUUGAGAAAAAGACCCAAUGUAAAAUUAGUUGAAACUGGAUUGGCUAUUGGUAAGGAAGGGUUUAUUUCGUAUCGUGGAAAACAUUUUAAUCCUAAAUUGAAUUUGACAAGAAGAUACUAUCCCCAUACAUAUAAUGUUGAUGGUUUUUAUGUUGCCAAAUUCAAGAAAAUUGCAUCCUCACCUCACGACGUUUCCAAGAGCGGAGCUAGAGAGAAAGAAAGUGCUGCAAGGGCAGAAGCUGCUGAAGAGAGUAUUAUUCACGACGAUUUUGCCGAGUUUGAAAAUGAUGAAGAUGAAAAGAUUAUGGAUAAAUCAAAAAGAAUAAGUUUGAAAAAGAAAGGUAUAAAUCCAAAUUCCAAAUAG